Stylophora pistillata is the source of this 2710-nucleotide messenger RNA. Its product is annotated as G protein-coupled receptor GRL101. Lineage: Eukaryota; Metazoa; Cnidaria; Anthozoa; Scleractinia; Pocilloporidae. Gene Ontology annotation, molecular function: G protein-coupled peptide receptor activity. Gene Ontology annotation, biological process: activation of adenylate cyclase activity; hormone-mediated signaling pathway; adenylate cyclase-activating G protein-coupled receptor signaling pathway. Gene Ontology annotation, cellular component: plasma membrane. The record is from RefSeq and is a predicted model, not a curated record.
AUGAAACCAGGAGAAAAUUGGGGACUUCCCACCUCAGAGAAAUUUCCGGUGGGUAUUCAACCCUCCAUGCGGGUCCCACCAUGGCGGUCCACAGGAUCACUGCAUAGGGACAAUAAGAAAGGUCUUAAACGCACUGGUCAGGGAGCAGAAGAUCAUGACUUGUUAAGCCCUCAUCAAUAUGGCUUUCGAGCUGGUUUUUCCUGCACAUCCCAACUUAUUCGCCUAUUUCACUCCUGGGCAUCAGCCUUAGAUAAAAACAAAACAUCAGAUGUCGUCUUCUUGGACUUUGAGAAAGCGUUUGACUCAGUCCCACACAAACAUCUCAUCUCUAAGCUUGGCCGAUAUGGUAUCAAUGGUCAGAUUCUCGAGUGGCUAGGUGAUUUCCUGCAAGAUCGUUUCCAACGUGUUGUUCUGGAAGGUGAAAGCUCAGACUGGUCCAUGGUUUACUCUGGUGUCCCUCAGGGAAGUAUUGUUGGGCCAAUGUUGUUCUUGUUGUAUGUCAACGAUAUACCUGAGAACUUAUCGUGUUCAAGUGAAAUGUUUGCCGAUGAUACUCUAUUGUUUAACUCAGAUCAUCCAUCAUCUGUUCAUCAACCUGUGUGUGAAAGCUUGUCUCAGAUCGUAGACUGGUGUAAAAAGUGGCUUUUGAAACUUAAAGCAACUAAAUCCAAAUGUAUGAAAAUCACGAGAUCUAGAUCUGUAACACCUUGCUCGUACAACAUCAAUUCAAUCCCACUGGAACAGGUUAAAACACACAAACAUCUUGGAGUCAUUAUAUCAUCUGACUUAUCUUGGAAACCGCAUGUUCUCUCUGUUGCUGCUAAAGCAAAUAAGAUACUUGGCCUACUAAAGCGCACAUUUGGGAAAAGCUCUGAAGCAAUAUCAAUUGGAUACAAGUCUAUGGUUCGGCCAAUUGUUGAGUAUGCCUGUCCUGUGUGGAAUCCACAUCAACAAUAUCUUUCUGAUAAGCUUGAAAGAGUGCAAAGGAAUGCUUCCAGGUGGAUCCUUGGUAGUUCUAUCGACUAUAGUGAACGUUUGAAAUAUCUCUCGGAGAACAAAAUCGAGGCUUUGCCUGACAAAAUUUUUAAAGGCGUCAAAAACCUCAAAGCUCUGACUGUAGACACCAACCUGAUGUGUUGUCAUUUGACGAAAGAGACCGCGGAUUGUGACUAUGCUUAUGUCGACAUGUCCAGCUUCUCUAGUUGUGAAACUAUGUUCAGAAAUCGAGCUCCUAGGAUAUGUCUCUGGGUGAUCGGAAUUAUGUCGUUGCUUGGUGCUGUGUUUGUGAUCGUGUGGCGGUUGGUGUUUAAGGAGACAAAGGAGAAGAAUAAGAUACAGUCUAUCAUGUUGAUACAUUUGGCCGGGUCUGAUGGACUGAUGGGUAUCUACCUUAUCAUAAUAGGUGUAAUGGAUGCCAUUUGGGCAGGGCAGUAUUUCUUGCAUGACUAUAACUGGCGUUCAAGUUUGUCAUGUCAGAUAACAGGUGCCAUUGCCGUGUUGUCAAGUGAGGUGUCUGUUAUGACGAUUUGUUUGAUAUCCGCCGACCGGGUUAAGAAUAUUGUGUUCCCCUAUCGUGGAAAGUCCCUUACAAUCAAGGUUACGCACCUUUUUUGUUUCCUUAUCUGGAUUGUUGGUGGGGUAACUGCAUUUAUUCCCAUGGUGGGCAUCGAUUACUUUGAUCAGGGCCAAAAAGGUCACCACUUUUAUGGCAGAUCAGUUGUAUGUCUGCCAUUGCAGCUUUCUGCUGAUAAGCCUUCAGGUUGGGAGUACUCUGUUGCCAUGUUUGUUGGUUUUAACUUUACACUUGUGUUGUUCGUCAUUGUGGCCUAUUCCAUGAUUAUCUACCAGUCCUGCACAUCAAACCGGCGCCUGGCUCAGCAAGGGACCGCAAGAGAGAGGAAAUUGAAAGCCAAGCAAAGGGCAGCCGAUCUGAGGAGGGAGGCCUCGCUCGCCAAAAGAGUGUUCUUCAUUGUUCUUACCGACUGUGUCUGCUGGCUGCCUAUUGUGGUGAUUGGAUUGAGGUCUCUCUUGGAAAAUUCCUUCCGUGCACCUGGUGGCCUGGCAGUUUGGAUCGCAGUCUUUGUUCUGCCAGUUAACUCUGCCAUCAAUCCCAUUCUCUAUACUUUAUCAACAAAACAGGUACGACGUAUUCUGAGACCUAAAUUCCAACAGUUCUUGGGCUAUUUGUUGGAAAAGUGUGGACGAAAUCAGAACAAUGAGGGCCAAGAUGAGGGCAUGGAAAUGCGAGUCAUCGAAGAAGUUAUAAUCCAUCGAGAGGCAGAGAGCGAUGACAGCGAUGACAGCGAUGACAGCAAUGACAGUGAUAACGAAUCGAAAGAUCAAAGUGAGCAUGAGCAAAACGCAGAGCAGACCGAUCAUGAACAGCCUGGAGAGAGAGGUGAGAGUGAACAGGAUGAAAAACCAGAGGAAUACCAUGAGGGCCAAUCAGAGCAGAAAAACGAACCUAAAAAACGGGAGGAAGAAUAUGAAGAACAACAUGAGGAUGACAUGGAAGAUGAGCCUGACAAACAGGAAGAAGAAUCGAAAAACCACUGCAAAGAAUCCAAAGGACAAGAUGAAGAUGACAUUGAUGUUGAGCCUGACAAACAAGACGAGGAACUAAAAAAGGACUUCGAAGUAUCUGAAAAGCAAGACGAAGAUGGCAUGGACGAGGAAGCUGGGGAAGACGAAAGACUAAUCGCGAAUAAGG